Molecule: messenger RNA, 3843 nt
Organism: Entrophospora sp. SA101
Lineage: Eukaryota; Fungi; Glomeromycota; Glomeromycetes; Entrophosporales; Entrophosporaceae
Source: the annotation of a GenBank genome assembly
AUGCCAAAUUCUAAUUGGCUUUUAAAAAAAGACACUGCUAGUAGUGGUCGUUCUCAACGAAGCAUUCCUCAUAUUUUAAGUGGCAUCUUUCCUGGUUUAAGACAAAUAAUGAACGAAAACAAUAACAACGAUAUUAUUAAUAAUUCUUCUCCUGCGAUUACCAUAUCUACAUCUACCACAACUAAUAUUAAUACUAAUAAUACUACAACAGCUUCUGCAACGACAAAUAUACAAUCACCGUCUAAUUAUGAUGAUUUUAAUAGACAACCACGUACCUCAGAUGUUUUUUCUGAAGCUAGAACUGAUUUCAUACAUCUUUACGAUACAAACAAUUUGUCAAAUUAUGAAAUUAACAAAAAUAAUAAGAAAGAAUCUCUCACUCGUAACAAAUUUCCUGGUUCAAAAAACACAUAUUAUAGAAAUAUCUUUAUUAAUGAUAAUUCUUCACUUCAUAGAAUAGGAAAUGUUUGUUGCAGACAAUUUAAUCCAACAAAUCAUUCGAUUUACACAAUAUUAGUACCAUCAAUAAUAUUUCUAAUAGGAAUAUUACUUGGUUUAGUUACCUAUUUUGUAUUGAUAAAAAACCAAAAACAGAAUUUCGAUGACUCAAUUUUAUAUAAUUGUGAUGAACGUAUGAAAGCUAUAAUCAAUGGUUUUAUUAAUAGUUUGGAUAUAACAAGAGAUUUUCUAGCCUUCGUCACUGUUGCUACAAAUAUUAAUAUUACAGCUGUAAAUCAAAAUGAUAAGCGAUUACUUUGGGAAAAAGAUAAUGGACCGAUAAAUGAAUUAAAUGCUAACGGUGAAUUCGUAUAUCGUGGAAAUGCUUCUGAAUAUUUUCCUAUUCAAUAUUCAUAUCCUAUACCACGCGCAACUUAUUAUGAUAUCUUUUCAGAGUCUAAGCGUGCUUCAUCUAUUACAAAAGCAAGAGAAACAAAAAACAUGACUUUAACUAAUAAGUUACCAUUAGCUAGUAACGCGAGCAUCGGAGGAAUUUUUGUAUUUUUUCCUUUUUAUGCAAAUGCAUUUAGCAAAAAUAACCCACCUGACUCAGAUGUUGAUGGCGUUAUAUUUGGCAUCUAUGAUAUUGACACAAAUUUUGCAAAUAUUUUGAACCAAUUAAAUGAUGUUGGCGUUGCUCUUCGAAUAUUAGAUCACGAUGAUGACGAUUCUGUCUUAUUUGAUUCCAGAUUACAAUCAAAUCAAACAAUAUAUCGUGCUCAACCUCCUUUUGUUUCUGAGCACCAAGUUUUGGACAGAGCUUGGAAAUUUGAAUGUUAUGUCUCGGAAUCUUUAUACCAAUCGGCAAUUCCCCAUGUUAUUCCUUCUAUUUCCUUGGUCAUUUUCAUAAUUUUUUUUGGUUUUUUAGGUUUAUUAACUUCUAAAUACUUUAAAAAAUAUUUAUACACCAGGGAUAUGGCUAACAUUCAAACUCAAAAAUUAGGCAGAACUCAAAGUUUACUCAAAGCAAUGACUGCUGAUAGUAAGGCUGUAUUAGAAGCGAUAGCUGACCCUUUGGUUGCCUUGAAUUCAAAAGGUGAAAUAGUUGGCGCAAACAAACAUGCUUUAAAAUUGACCGGUUAUUCUCCUGACGACAUCAAAGUUGAAAAUAAAAUGCAUAUAAGUCAUUUACUAUUACCUCAUCCUGAUACUCCUCCAAUUUUUGAUGAUAAUAAUAAUGGUAUUGGCUUAACAAGAGAUUCAAAUCAAUCGGAAGUGGCUGUCAGACCUGGUAUGAAAGAUGUAUUUGCAAGAAGAAAGGAUGGUACCACUUUUGAAUCCGAAGCAAACUUUUCCCAACCUGUUGUUGAAAAAAAUUAUUUCACUCAAGUUGUAAUGUUUAGAGAUGUCACUUUCAAAAAAGAAAAUGAAAGGGCUGUAAUCGAAGCAAAAAAUGAGGCUGAUCUGGCAAAUCAAUCUAAAACCGAAUUCUUAUUUUUCUUAUGUCACGAAAUUCGUAAUCCAGCUCACGCCAUAUUAGGUUUCGUAGAUAUGUUACAAAAGUCUUUAAAAAAUCAAUACGAAGAAUUAGAUUAUAUCACGGCAGCAGGAAAAUUUUUGAAUUUCAUAGUAAACGAUGUGCUUGAUUUAACUCAUCUGACAAAUCCUUCUCCUUACGAAAUAGAAUUAAAAUCUGAAGAAAUGGAUCCUUAUUUGUUAAUUCAAAAUAUUGCUAAAAUCCAAUCAAUUGAGGCCUCAAGUAAAAGGAUUAACCUGAAGACCAUCAUACAUAGUGAUCUCCCGAAAAAAUUAUAUAGCGAUCCGCAUCGAUUAGAACAAGUGUUAAAUAAACUGUUGGCCAGAUCAAUUGAAGUUUCACCGGAGGGCAGUGUUAUCGAAUUAGAGUUACAGGUAUUAAAACAAAGUAAAUCAAAAGGUGUUCUAACAAGAGUUUCUGUAAAAGAUCAUAGCAAAGGAUUUCGUACAGACGAGGAAAUUUCGGAAUUGUUUAAACCUUACUCGAAAACAAAUUCAAGUAUUGGGUCAAGGUUUCAUGCUCAAGGUUUAUCAAUGGCAUUAGCUCAAGCUAUUAUUAAGGUUAUGGGUGGUAGAUUAACGGUUGAUAAAAUCACAAAAUCUACUCAACAUGCUAGUAGAGUUUGGUUUGACAUAUGGAUAUUAACUGAAGAUGCAAAAUAUUCAAUCAGAGAAUCAUUUGAUACAAAUAUUAGUAGAAAUGGAUCUAGUGGUGGUGGCGAUGGACUUGGUUACGUAUUAUUUAACAGUAAAUUUGGUAGCGCUCCCAGUUCAACUGAUGGUAGAAAUCUUAAUUAUGUAUUAGAAGUGGACACAAUUGAUUCUGAUAAUAAAGCACAAUUAAGAAGUUCUAAAAGCAUGUCAAUUGCAAUGCCUAAACGUAGCCAUAAAUCUUAUAAAAAUGCACCUCAUAAAAUAAACUCAAAGCAAUCAAAAAUGACAACAAGUGGUGAAGAAUCAGAUGAUGAUGUCCGUAGUAUUAAUAAACAACAAUCUAAUUCGAUAAAUAAUAAUAAAGAUAGCGGUAUUAGUAGUAGUAUUAGUAAAAAUAACACUUUUAUUAGGAAAGGUUCAAUAAUGUUGGCAGUAUUAGAGGAGCUAGUUUUAAAUAAUAAUGAUUCCAUAAAUGAUGACUUACAAGAAGACUAUCAUUCUUCGCCGCAACAACAAAUCAAUGCUGAUGAUAAUAAAUCAAGUAAUAAUGUCAAUUCACCACGAUCGUCAUCAAAUCAUCCAUUACACAUAACGCUUCCCAAUACAAUAUCCAUAACAAACAAAGAAAAUUCACCAUCAUCAAACGCGCCUCAUACACCUCCACCAUCAUCACAUGCACCUAGACCACCGUCAUUGAUUAUGUCCGCCUAUUUGGCGCAAAGAGUCACCUCGAAAAUGUUACUGAGAAAUAAUUUUACGGUUGAAUUAGCAAAUCACGUUGAAGUUAGUGGCACUGACAAUGUUAAGGUUGAUAAUGGUGAUAAGUUUUGGAAUGACGAUGGUAACAAUGAUAACAAAGUGAUUUAUAAUGCUGAUGAUAUAGGCUAUUGUUGUAUACUAAUGGAUAUUAUAACACCUGUGAUGAAUGGAUAUGAAGCAACAAAACUAUUAAGAGAUAAUGGUAUCGAUAUACCUAUAUUAGCCUUGACAGCUAAUAGUUUUGGUAGUGAUGUUAAAAAAUCUACAGAAGUUGGUAUGGAUGCGUUUUUAACUAAGCCGAUAAACGAAACUCAAUUGAUUAAUGCAAUUAACAAAGAGAUAGAGAAUUAUAAAAAUAAUAAAUUGCAACAUCAACUUAAAAAAGCAGUCGAAGAUGAAGAUGAAAUAUAUAUUGAACAAUCACCACAAUCUUUACAUUCAUUAAGGUCUUCUUGA